Molecule: messenger RNA, 403 nt
Organism: Paramuricea clavata
Lineage: Eukaryota; Metazoa; Cnidaria; Anthozoa; Malacalcyonacea; Plexauridae
Source: the annotation of a GenBank genome assembly
AAUUGGAGACUUGCUCCUUGCUGAUGGCCAACUUCAUCACGUGUGUGUCACAUGGGAGUCAUCAAAAGGCACGUCCACAGUAUACAAGGACGGUGCUUUGGUUAAAACAAUUGGUAAUGUCAUGACUGGAGAACAAAUCAAAGGUGGCGGAAUAUGGGUAAUCGGUCAAGACCAAGAUUCAGUUGGAGCUGGUUUCCAAGCCAAAGAUUCCUUUAAAGGCUAUGUGACCCAAGUCAAUAUUUGGGAUAGAGUUAUUGGUUCCAAUGAGAUCAAAUGUUUCGCAAAGGAUUAUGGUUCUAUUAUGCAAGGAAACUACAAGGCCUAUAGCGAUUUCAAUGUCUCCAGUGCUACUCAGUUGAUUAAAUCGUUAUGCUGUCCUUUGGCUCCAAUUUCUGAGCCAUGA